AUGGUUGAACACAGCGUGGCCGUUCAUGCAGGCAAAGAUGGCAACUUUCGCCGUCAGGCCUCUGCCUUCCGCAACACUAUCUCUAAGGACGGUCCACACCCACCCGAGAAAGGCCGCUACAUUCUGUACUGUGCGCUGAUUUGCCCGUGGGCUAGCCGCACUCUGCACACGCGAGCACUCAAGCAGCUUGAAGAUAUCAUAGAUGUGGCCAUCGUGCACUACUCGCUGACGCCCAACGGCUGGUCAUUCUCGGUGACAGACAGUGUCGAGACGGGCGACCCAGUGUAUGGUUUCGAGAACACCAAACAGCUCUACCUGAAAGCCGACCCCAGCUACACAGCCAGGUACACGGUUCCGAUUCUGUGGGACAAGAAGCUUGGCACAAUUGUCAACAACGAAUCGUCUGAAAUCAUUCGCAUCCUCUACACUGCUUUUGACGAUCUCUUGCCAGACGAUAGCCCGGCCAAGGGCAAGACGUACUACCCGACCGACAAUGUUGAGGCCAUCCAAAAGAUUGACGAGCUCAAUGAGUGGAUCUACUCGGACAUCAACAAUGGUGUCUACAAGACUGGCUUUGCAACCGCGCAGGAGGUGUAUGACAAGGAGGUCGACAACCUUUUCUUGGCGUUGGAUCGAUUGGAGAAGCUCUUGUCGGAUGGGAGGGAGUACCUCGUGCCCGAGGUAGGACUGAGCGAUGCGGACAUCCGUCUCUACCCGACUUUGGCUCGGUUUGACACGGCGUAUCACAAUCUGUUCCGAUGCAACGUGGGGAUGAUCCGACAUGACUAUCCGCACAUCCAUCGAUACCUACGCCGGCUCUACUGGAACGAGAAGGCGUUCAGGGAUUACACCAACUUUGAUCACAUCAAAAAGGGAUACUCGAGUGUUGGAGGCAACAAGGGGAUCGAGCCAAGAGGACCGUUGCCGCAUAUGCUCCCGCUGGAUGCCUGA
Mycosarcoma maydis (corn smut) is the source of this 951-nucleotide messenger RNA. RefSeq lists its product as uncharacterized. Gene Ontology annotation, cellular component: cytoplasm. The transcript has a single exon. Gene Ontology annotation, molecular function: glutathione transferase activity. Lineage: Eukaryota; Fungi; Basidiomycota; Ustilaginomycetes; Ustilaginales. The record is from RefSeq and is a predicted model, not a curated record. The coding region runs from base 1 to 951 and encodes 316 amino acids.